UUAAUUGGUUCUAUAUUAUGUAUGUUAACUUUUUAUAUAACGAUACAUUUAAUAUAUAAACAUUUAAAAUACUAUGUAUCACCCAAUCAUCAAAGAUAUAUAAUUAGAAUCCUUUUGAUGAUACCCCUAUACUCUAUUUUAACGCUAUUGUCAAUUUAUAAAGUUGAAUUAGAAAUCUAUUUGGCAUUCAUAAGAGAUUGUUACGAAUCUUAUGUAAUAUACUGUUUUUUUGCACUAUUAAUAAAUUACGUAGGUGAUAAAAAUAUAGUUAUUCAUUUAGAAACCCAUGAACCCAUUUAUUUACUACCAAAAAAAAUAUUUAGAAAUAUUUUUGAAUAUAAACCCAACGAAAUUGGUAUUUUACAAUAUGUAAUUGUAAAACCUUUAUUAACUGUAAUAAAUAUAUUUUUAACAAUAUAUAAUUAUGAAGGUGAUGGUUUUUUGCAGUUUAAAAGAUUUUAUCCAUACCAAGCCGCACUUGGUACCCUUUCGGUAUCUCUUUCCCUGUACUUUCUUUCUAUGUUUCUAAAAAUUAUGCAUGAUGAGAUUAAACCCUAUCACCCAGUUUUAAAAUUCCUUUCGGUUAAAGUUGUAGUCGCUUUAUGUUUUUGGCAAAUAUAUGGAAUUAAAAUAUUUAAUUAUUUUUUUCCUAUUGCUUUAAUUGGGAAUAUAGAGCAUCAUAAAGAUAAUAUUAUCUUUAUUAAUAAUUGUUUUAUAUUAGUGGAAAUGUUUUUAUGCUCCAUAUUACACAACUAUGCAUACCCAUAUGAACUAUAUAGAGUAGAGGAUUUCUUUUUAAUAAGAAAUAUGAAUAGUGAUAAUAAAAAUUUAAAAAAUACUAACAAAAAUAUUUUAAAAGCAUCAAUAUUUAAAAACUUUAUAGAUUCUUUAAACCAGAAAGAUAUGAUUGCAGAAACCAUCAAAUCAAUCAAAGGAACAGAAAUUUAUAAUAAAGAA
Messenger RNA from Dictyostelium purpureum, 957 nucleotides. RefSeq lists its product as uncharacterized. The transcript is spliced from 4 exons. The record is from RefSeq and is a predicted model, not a curated record. The annotation marks the transcript as partial. Gene Ontology annotation, biological process: transport. NCBI's taxonomy places the organism in Eukaryota, Evosea, Eumycetozoa, Dictyosteliales, Dictyosteliaceae. Gene Ontology annotation, molecular function: transporter activity.